Molecule: messenger RNA, 1035 nt
Organism: Aspergillus steynii IBT 23096
Lineage: Eukaryota; Fungi; Ascomycota; Eurotiomycetes; Eurotiales; Aspergillaceae
Product: COX20 family protein
Exons: 2
Coding region: 55-654 (199 amino acids)
Biological process (GO): mitochondrial respiratory chain complex IV assembly
Cellular component (GO): mitochondrial inner membrane; mitochondrion
Source: RefSeq, a predicted model, not a curated record
AAGAAGGCGAGGAAAGCAUUCGUCGAUUGGACCAGAAUCAGGACAUUCUACGCCAUGGCGGAAGAUACGCGGGACUCGACAACCUCCGGACCCAGUCCGACCCAGAACGGAGAACCCACCAACGUCGAAGACCCUUCGCAACGCCCCAAGCCGAAAUAUGAGGCCAAAUCGCAAGUCGGCAAGCUAUGGGAUGCAUUCGGGAACCCCGAGGAGCCCGUGAAUAUGCUUCCCGGGCCAGGUUCGAAGGGCGGGAAAGACGUUACGGUCACCGAUGCCAUGAAGUCCAUGUCUCUGAAGGAGGCUACGUCGUUCUAUAAAGCGCCAUGCGCCCGCGAUUCGUUGCUAUUGGGAAUUGGAGCCGGAUUCGGCAUUGGUGGGGUGAGGGGAGUGUUAGGAGGAAUGCGCGCCAUGUGGACAGCUUGUAAUUGGGCUGUCGGGGCAUUUGCUCUCACUUCCCUCGCGGCCCACGAGUUCUGCCAGCGCCGCCGGGUGCAGGAAUUGGAUGGAAUGAAACAAGCGGUGGAUCUGAUGAAGCAAUUGAAGGAGAAGAAGCAACGAGAGAAGGAGCAGAAGAUCGAGCAGGCCGCACGGUUGGCCGAGGAGGAAAAGCAACGGAAGAGCUGGACUAACCCCUCGAACUACAAGUUCUGGUAGUACCUUUUGCGCAUCGCAUGGAGUCAUGGAGUUUUGCCGGGGUCUCAUUAUAUCUGUCGCAUGGCAUGUAAAGUACAUAUCUCUAUUUGGAUGGACUCCAGUCUGAUUAAACUUGUAUAACAAUCGUCAUCGCGUCAUCAUGCUCGCAUGUCAAUAUCAAUAACGCCGCUUUCUACACAAUGCCAACUCCGUUCAAUCGUAUAUUUCCCCGGGCGAACAUGGUCAGAAUGCAAGAGGAACAGAACACAUUAGUAGAUGAUAAUGCAAAAGAAAGAAAAUGAGACACCCCAGCCGCAAAAUAAUGAGAAGAUUUCAGACGUCAAACUUGACUUUCUUCUGGAUAGCACCCUUCUGAAUCGUGCGGAUUUUGUCCAGUUCGAC